Molecule: messenger RNA, 1493 nt
Organism: Patella vulgata (common limpet)
Lineage: Eukaryota; Metazoa; Mollusca; Gastropoda; Patellidae
Product: carbohydrate sulfotransferase 11
Exons: 2
Biological process (GO): carbohydrate biosynthetic process
Cellular component (GO): membrane
Molecular function (GO): sulfotransferase activity
Source: RefSeq, a predicted model, not a curated record
CGGAUUAUCCACUGCCCAAUCGCUAAAGUAGGGUCUACUUUCUGGAAAAGGAUCUUAUUAUUUCUACACAACGAUACAAAUGGAUUGAAAUUUAACCACCCAUUCGAAAUACCUCGUAUGUUAACUCACUAUGGUCCACGCCAGUCCAUGAAGAGCCAAGCAUUUGAUAGAUUAUCACGGCCGAUAUUACGAAAUAUGACCCGAGUACUGUUUGUUCGAGAUCCUUAUUCAAGAUUGUGGUCUGCUUAUUUGGAUAAAUUCUUUUUGCCCGACUUUUGGAGAACUUAUGCUAAAAAUAUUGUUUUGCGCCGCCACGAGCGUUCACUGAAAGCUGGCAUAUGCCAUCACGACGUCACUUUUGAAGAAUUCUUGGCUUAUGUCGUUGACUUGAAAGACGAACCGGGCGUUCUAAAUGAACAUUGGCGUCCUAUACAGCAUAUCUGUAACCCUUGUGAAUUCAGACCCCAUUUAUUAGGAAAGCAAGAAUCUUUCGCCCAGGAUGCAAAAUAUGUGUUAAAUUAUUUUAAUUUAGAUUAUCUACUUCCGUCCUACGAUCAUAAUGUGUACGUAGAGGAGGAACUGCACAUGUUGAUAAAUUACAAUUAUAAACUAUUAAAACAGAAACAUUACGACGGAUGUAUAACAAAGCAGGAAUUAGCAGGAAAACUGUGGUCCGUGUUUGAAUUUAAUGGUUAUCUCCCUUUGGGUUCAAAAACAAUUCUAGAUGCUACCAGUAAUUUUACUAUGAAUUCAUUUACUGACUUAGUUCUAAAAACACAUAGAAAUAGACCUAAAACACCAGCCGAGUGGAAGAGACAGAGAAUAGAGGCCAUGACAGCUGCCUACAAAUCGAUAUCUAAUUACGUCAUAGAGGGUUUACAGGAGACCUUUAAAAUGGAUUUUAUACAUUUCAAUUAUGAUCCAAUUCCUCCUGGGAAGAGAGUGUGAUAACAGAUGUACUAUAAAUCAAUAUAAUGAUGUUCGAUCAUGAACUAAAACAGGUACACGAUGGAUGUUCGGAAAAUCUUACCUUUCAUACAUACUCACUGCUGUAGGUCUACUUAAUUUUUUAGUAGUGGUCAAAUAACUCACUUCAUGAAAGUUUUUACAUAUUGUCCGCUUUGUUACUAAUGUAAAGCCAACAGACGCAAGACUAUUAAGACGUACAAAACACAUUUAUUAUAUUAUCGCCAAAGAGUACAAUACUUGUGUACAUAAAAUCAUACAAAUAUUUUAACAUGUGUUUUAAAAUCUGUAAAAACAAUAACAUCCAUUUUGUUCUAUGGCAAUGGUAAUACAUAAAUCGUUAAAAAUGUAUAUACAUGUAUAUAUAUAUAUCUAUUGAUAAAAUCUUUCAUCGGUCAAAUCUUAAAAUCAGCAGAUAAUAUGAUACACAGCCCCGUUUAUAACCUCUACAGAUGUCUUCCCUUUUAAGUUUCAACUUUGCAAUAUUGUAGUUUGUACGAAAUUCAAAAUCCGUGAAAUGACGAUCA